Aspergillus sclerotioniger CBS 115572 is the source of this 1209-nucleotide messenger RNA. Its product is annotated as oxidoreductase. The transcript is spliced from 5 exons. Lineage: Eukaryota; Fungi; Ascomycota; Eurotiomycetes; Eurotiales; Aspergillaceae. The record is from RefSeq and is a predicted model, not a curated record. Bases 6 to 1085 code for a protein of 359 amino acids. Gene Ontology annotation, molecular function: nucleotide binding.
CCACCAUGUCAUCCCCCACAACCUGGCAAGUCGGCAUCAUCGGCUACGGCUUCAGCGCCAAGAUCUUCCAUAUCCCAUUCAUCCAACACUCCCCACACUUCCACCUCCAUGCCGUUGUCCAACGCAACCCCACGUUCAACAACGACGUGACCGCCGACUUUCCCGGUGUGGUUUUAUAUCGCACUCCAGAUGAAAUAGUUCAAGACCCCACUCUCGACAUCAUCAUCGUGACCACCCCCCCGGACACGCAUUUCCGCCUCACAAAACUCGUCCUCGAAGCUGGGAAGCACGUGGUCUGCGAAAAACCAUUCACGCCCACCUCCGCCGAAGCAUCAGAGCUAGCAACCCUAGCCACUAAGCAGGGGAAACUCCUCGCCGUAUUCCAGAACCGCCGCUGGGACUCCGACUUCAUCACCGUCUCGAACCUCAUCAAGACCGGCACGUUGGGCCGCAUAGUCGAGUUCGAAACCCACUACGACCGCUACCAACCCAAACCCACCAGCACCAAGAGCUGGAAGAACCAAGCUAUGGCCGGCCACGGGGCCAUCUACGAUCUGGGCGCCCAUGUCCUCGACCAGGCGGUGCAGCUCUUUGGUGUUCCAGCCCGCGUAACGGGCGUGGUGGGUAGUCAGCGUGAGGAGAAUCCGAGUGGGCUGGAAGAUGCAUUUACUGUGUUAUUGCACUAUGCCAAAGGACCGCUGGUGACGGUGAAGUCGAGCGUGCUGAGUGCGGAGGAGGAGCAAUUGCGGUUCUGGGUGCGUGGCGAGAAGGGGAGUUUCAAGAAGUUCCAUGUGGAUGUUCAAGAGGAUCAGCUGUUGGCUGGAAUGAGACCCGGAGAUGCAGGGUUCGGAGAGGAGUCGUCGGAGCGAUUUGGAACGCUCGUGACGGUUGCCGAUGGGAAAUUUUCCAAGGCAGAGUACCCCACCGACAAACCACCGACGUAUGCGGCGUUCUAUCAAACGUUGGCGGAUGCCCUGGCUGGCAAGGGGAAGCCGGCUGCCUCGGGCGAGGAAGCGCGCGAUGUCAUCCGGAUUAUUGAACUGGCGAGAGAGAGCUCGAUGCUGGGAACGUCUCUUGAUUUCUGAGAUAAGAUUGCAUCUCGGAAGAAAGCUGCGACCGGGGGCGUGCACCUUUCAUUGAUUUUAUGACUCGGUUUGCGAUCGUUAUACAGAAGUAAUAAUUCCACACUUGAACCUAACCCAAAAUCCU